GAGGAGUGUGUUACGUGGGAUAAAAACAGGAGUGGGUGUUCUGAAACAAAAACAUGAACAGAUAUAGUAAGAGAAGUGAGUCACCAAAUCAACCAAAAAAUUACCAAAUUCUACUGACUACUACUGCUACCGUUAACUCAACACAUAAAUACAACACACUCUCAUCAACUCUGCAAACUGCAAACACUUAGUCAUCAUCUCAGCUCAGAGGUAACCAACUUUUAAAUUUGUUCUUCAUUGCUUCACUUCAUAUUUUAUUUCCAUCUCUAUGUUCCUUUGUUUUCUCUAAAUUUGUGUAUUGUAUUGUGUUGUAUAUAAUCUGUUUUAGCUCUUCAAGAAUGCUAGGUCUUAAUAAGUUGUUAGAUAGAUUCAAAAGUACCCAAGUCCACUCUUUAAGCUCUUCAAAUACCAACUAUGGUCUCCCCACAGCUGACCUUUUAGAACCCACCAUAGACCCUUACUUAAAACCAAUAUACUAUGUUGAAUCACUUGCUCAACUUUAUCGACGCCUCGAUGCGUGCUCAAUGCCAUCCGAUAAGUCGUUGUUAUGCAUUGAGCAGUACUCGCUUUUGCGCGCUUUGGGCGAUCCUAAGCUGCUUAGGAGGUGCCUUUGUGCUGCUAGGCAGUUUGCUUGUGAUGUGCACUCAAAGGUUGUGCUUUCUGCUUGGUUAAGAUUUGAGAGGAGAGAUGAUGAAUUUGUUGGUGUUUCGUCGCUGGAUUGUACUGGGUAUGUUCUUGAUUGUCCUGUUGCUGCUUUGAUUUCCGGGUGUGAUCCUGUUUCCGUUAAUAGCCCUUGUCAAUGCUGUUCUCAGGGUGUUAGUACUUCAUUAGUAAAUGAUGAUUGCUUGAGUUCGGAUGAUGAUGAUGAUGGUGGUGUUUCCAUUCGUGUAAAUGAUGAGUUGGUUCAUUGUGUUAGAUCGAAAAUUGCUGCACUCUCUAGCCCAUUAAGGGCAAUGCUAUACGGUAGCUUUGUGGAGUCCGGAAGUGGUACGGUUGAUUUUUCGAAGGACGGAAUAUCUUUGGAGGCAAUGAGAGCAGUUGAAGUGUAUAGUAGGACUAGGAGAGUUAAUACAUUUUGUGGUGAGAUUGUUUUAGAGUUGCUUGCAUUUGCAAAUAGGUUUUGCUGUGAGGAAUUGAAGUCUGCUUGUGAUGCUCAUUUGGCUUCAUUGGUAUGUGGGGUUGAGAAUGCAUUGAUUCUUUUAGAUUAUGGUUUAGAGGAAAAAGCUAAUCUUCUUGUGGCUUCUUGCUUGCAAGUCUUUCUUAGGGAGGAGCUUCCGAGUUCAUUGUAUAAUCGUAAAGUGAUGAAACUAUUCUGUUCCCCUGAGGCCGGGGAGAGAUGGGAAAUGCUCGGUACAGCUUCAUUCUUACUGUUUUAUUUUCUGAGUCAGGUGGCUAUGGAAGAUAAUAUGAAAUCGAACACAACCAUGAUUUUGUUGGAAAGAUUGCAUGAAUUUGCAACAGAAAAGUGGCAAAAGGCACUUGCUUUGCAUCAAAUAGGCUGUGUUCACCUUGAGAGAAAAGAGUACAAGGAUGCUCAAUUUUGUUUCCAGCAAGCGGUUCAGGCAGGUCAUGUUUAUUCAGUUGCUGGUGUUUCUAGGGCAAAGUACAAGCAAGGGCAGCAGUACUCGGCUUUCAGGUUGGUAAAUUCUAUCAUAUUUGAGUAUAAGCCAGUUGGUUGGAUGUACCAAGAGCGAUCUUUAUAUGGCACUGGACGAGAGAAGAUUGUUGAUCUUAAUACUGCAACAGAAUUGGAUCCAACACUCUCAUUUCCAUAUAAAUAUAGAGCUGUCAAAAUGAUGGAAGAUAAACAAAUCAAGCAAGCAAUCUCUGAGAUUGGUAAAAUUAUUGCAUUCAAGCUUUCACCCGAUUGCCUCGAAUUACGGGCCUGGUUCUUCAUUGCUCUCGAGUAUUAUGAAAGCGCUGUAAGAGAUAUUAGAGCAUUACUAAGUUUGGAGCCAAAUUAUAGGAUGUUUGAUGGGAGGAUGAGUGGUGAUGAGUUGGUUGAAGUCUUCAGCCAUCGGAUUCAGCAGUGGAGUCUGGCUGACUGCUGGAUGCAACUUUAUGAACGAUGGUCAUGUGUUGAUGAUGUCGGUUGUCUGGCUGUUAUACACCAAAUGUUGGUAAAUGAUCCUGGAAAGAGCCUAUUACGGUUUCGACAGUCUCUACUACUUCUACGGUUAAAUUGUCAAAAGGCUGCAAUGCGUUGUUUGCGAUUGGCUAGAAAGUACUGCAAUUCAGAGCACGAAAAGCUGGUCUACGAAGGAUGGAUUCUAUACGAUACUGGCCACCGUGAAGAAGCUCUCUCUAGAGCUGAGAAAUCCAUUUUAAUCCAGAGGUCAUUUGAAGCUUUCUUUCUCAAAGCAUACAUAUUAUCCGAUACAAAUCUGGAUCCUGGAACAUCAUCUCAAGUUAUUCAACUGCUGGAGGAAGCCCUUCGAUGCCCUUCUGAUGGUCUUCGGAAGGGACAGGCAUUGAAUAAUUUAGGAAGUAUAUAUGUGGAUUGCGGAAACCUGGAGCAGGCUGCGGGUUGCUACAAGAAUGCCCUUCAAAUAAAGCAUUCAAGAGCUCAUCAAGGACUGGCGCGUGUUUAUCAUAUGAAAAAUCAAAGAAAAGCUGCAUUUGAUGAAAUGAGCAAGCUAAUAGAGAAGGCGCAUAAUAAUGCUUCAGCAUACGAGAAACGCUCCGAAUAUUGUGGUCGUGAGAUGGCCAAAGAUGACCUUAAUAUGGCAACACACCUCGAUCCACUGCGAACAUAUCCAUAUAGAUACAGGGCAGCUGUUCUUAUGGAUGACGGAAAAGAAUCCGAAGCUGUUGAAGAACUAACAAAGGCCAUAGCUUUCAAACCAGAGCAGCAAAUGCUACAGCUUCGAGCAGCGUUUCACGAGUCAAUGGGCUAUUUCUCUGCUGCUCGUCAAGAUUGUGAGGCAGCUCUUUGCUUGGAUCCCAAUCAAACGGACACAUUUGAUCUGUACAGUAAGAUACGUCACAGGGCUGUUCAUCAGUGACAUUCUGUUGAGCAGAAGCAAUGAGAUUGCCUAUGUAAUGUAUAUAUGGCAUAAUGGAUUGAUGAAAAAUCAGAAAAUAUACUGUAAUUACUCCUUUCCAAGUGUAUAGUGAGAGUUCAUACAGAUUUAAGUUAUUUCUUCUUGUUCCUCUUCAACAAAAUAGGUUUAUACUUCACUUGUAAAUCAAAGGAUAUGAAUUUACCAAGUCCUUCUUUU
Molecule: messenger RNA, 3221 nt
Organism: Mercurialis annua (annual mercury)
Lineage: Eukaryota; Viridiplantae; Streptophyta; Magnoliopsida; Malpighiales; Euphorbiaceae
Product: ethylene-overproduction protein 1-like
Exons: 3
Coding region: 339-3005 (888 amino acids)
Biological process (GO): negative regulation of ethylene-activated signaling pathway
Molecular function (GO): protein binding
Source: RefSeq, a predicted model, not a curated record